AUGUCGUCCGUCUACCAGGCACAGGGCAAGCCGUUGUCGCAGCAGGCAAUCUACCAGCAGAAAUUGAGACUGGGCCACUUCAACAGCCCCAGCAAGCCGUCCGUGGGCGUGGCCUCGAGCGCCUCGGACGCCGCGGCGUUGUUGGCCGCGUCCACCGAUUUGAGCGUCAAGCCCUCGUACGAGCGCUUGCGUGCCGCUCCAGAGGCACACACCGCGGCGUCCUCCGUCAACAUGAACAAGGCCCGCGAGCCUGUGCCGGAGCCCGCGGCGAACCCCGACUUGGGCGUGCCGCUGUCCUACAACAGAGGCUCCGUGUACAAGCAGGCGCACACCAACUCCACGUCCACCAUGACCCUGAGGAUCUCGCCCGAGAAGUUGGUGUCCAAGCACGGCUUGGUGUCCAAGCCCUCGCGCGCGUCCACGCUCGACUACGGCAAAAUCUCCCUGGUAGCAGACAAGAACUCCUCCCUGUUGUUGGACAAGCGCUUCAACCCGGGCCAGGACAACCGCUCCGGGCUUGCUUCCAAGCCCAUCGAGGACUCCACCCGCAACGCGGGCUUGCUGGCUGCCCAGUCGGCCGGCCGCUCGGUGACCAUGAAGCACGGAGCGGGCUACACCGACUCCGUUUCGUCCCAAAAAAGCUCGCUGACCUUCCAAGCCGCCGAUGUCGUCGACGCCGCGUUGUUGGCUGCGGCCAGCGCCAAGGCCAAGGAGAGAUUGAGCCCAACAAACGCAAUCAACCUGUCGGACUUGCGGGAGCAGGCUCAAUUGUACAGCAAGGCGUUGGCCACCGCGCAAAAGAACUCAGAGGAGAGGUUGAAAGCCCACAACUCGGGCAUGAUCGACUUGGGCGGAGGCUUAUCUUUGCCAGCCUCUGAGGUGGACAAGUUGGCCAACUUGAUUGUUCAGCCGGUGUUGGACGAUCUCAACACGAAAGCCAGUUCUCAACGGGAGUUUGAGCAAGCCCAAGACUUCAAGCAGUCCGAGCUCAAGUUGUUGCAUCUCAAGGCGAAGAAGGACGAGGAGAACCAUAGACAUUCGGUGAAAGUCCAGCGCUUAAAGGAGAAGGACCAAAGGGUUUUGGCAAACGAGGAAAGGAAGAAGGGCGAGGAUGACCAAUUCGUCGAAUACCAGACGGAACAGAAUACUUUGGUUGAUACCAAGACACAAGAGUUGCGUGAUUUGCAAGCGAAGUUCGCCGAGGAGAAGACCGUCUUGUUGACGGAGAAGCAAGAAAAUGAAGAUCGCAUUGCUGAAGAAGAAGCAGGUUUGAUCAAGGGUCGUAAGGAGGAAUUGGAGUCAAUGCAAAACGAGAAGGAUGAGAUCUUAAAACCAACUCUUGAUGAAUUGACCAUCGAGAAUGAGAAGUUGAAAAAUUUAACCGACACGAAGGACCAGUUGACCAGUGAGGUCCGCAGCGGUGAAACUUUCAAGGCCGAAUAUGAAGCCAAGAUCAAGGAGUUGAAAGAGAAACUCGAGCUGGUCCAGACCAACAUUGAAGCCACUACUCUGGAGCACCAGGAGUUCUUUGCUAAGCGCGAGGCUACGGACAAAGAGGUCAAGGAGUUGGAAGAGUCCACUGGGCACGCUUUGCAGGAGAUCGAUAACAAUCACAAGGAAUUGCACGGCGAAAUUGAAGCUUUGAGCAAAGAGAAGGAAGACAAGAUUGCCACGAAGGCUAAUCACAAGAAGGACAUCCAUCUGCAAGUUGAUGACUUGGUCAAGGGGGAGCACGAGGUCAAUAAGCAUCUCCCAGAGCACAUGCGAGAGUCUAUCGACGAGGAUAAGAUUCGUGACAUGGGGUCCCUUUUUUCCUCCGAUGAGGAGAAGGAAACCAAGAAGGAGACUAAGAAGGCAGAGCCAAAGGAGGCGAAAAAGGAGGUGACACCGGUACCUGUCAAAAGCGAACCUGUCAAAAAAGUGGAGGCUAGCCCCAAGAACUCCUCGAAAAAAAAAGGAUUCAGAGCUAGACUCAAGAGUGCUUUCCAGCCCCCAGUCGCUUCAAAACAGGACGUCAAGACCCCCAAGGAGAGCAAUGCCGCUUCCUCGAAAACAGUGAAGGCUGACAGACAGGAAUCGAUUUCCACAAGCAACUUCGAUGAUGAAAUCUCGAUCCGGGGGAAUCAGAAUACAAAGGGACAUUUCAAAGAGGAGAUUUGA
Molecule: messenger RNA, 2160 nt
Organism: Metschnikowia bicuspidata var. bicuspidata NRRL YB-4993
Lineage: Eukaryota; Fungi; Ascomycota; Pichiomycetes; Serinales; Metschnikowiaceae
Exons: 1
Coding region: 1-2160 (719 amino acids)
Biological process (GO): eisosome assembly
Source: RefSeq, a predicted model, not a curated record